AUGGACGUGAACGUGGACCUGGACGGGGACGUGGACGUGGACGUGGACGUGGAUGUGGACGUGGACGUGGACGUGGAGGACGUGGACGUGGACGUGGAGAACUUGGACGUGGACAUGGACGUGAACGUUGACGUGGACGUGGAGGACUUGGACAUGGACAUGGACGUGGACGUGGACGUGGACAUGGACGUGGACGUGGACGUGGACGUGGACCUGGACGUGGACAUGGACGUGGACGUGGACGUGGACGUGGACGUGGACGUGGACCUGGACAUGGACGUGGACGUGGACGUGGACGUGGACAUGGACGUGGACGUGGACAUGGUCGUGGACGUGGACGUGGACGUGGACGUGGACGUGGACGAGGACGUGGACGUGGACGUGGACGUGGAGAACUUGGACGUGGACAUGGACGUGAACGUGGACCUGGACGUGGACGUGGACCUGGACGUGGACGUGGACGUGGACGCGGACGUGGACGUGGACGCGGACGUGGAGGCGGAAGCGGACGUGGACGCGGACGUGGAGGCGGACGUGGAGGUGGACGUGGACGUGGACGUGGACGUAGACAUGGACGUGGAUGUGGACGUGGACGUGGACGUGGACGUGGACGUGGAGGUGGACCUGGAGGUGGACGUGGAGGUGGACGUGGACGUGGACGUGGACAUGGACGUGGACAUGGACGUGGACGUGGACGUGGACAUGGACGUGGACAUGGACGUGGACGUGGACGUGGACGUGGACAACUUGGACGUGGACAUGGACGUGAACGUGGACGUGGACGUGGACGUGGAGGACUUGGACGUGGACAUGGACGUGGACGUGGACGUGGACAUGGACGUGGACGUGGACGUGGACGUGGACGUGGACAUGGACGUGGACGUGGACGUGGACGUGGACAUGGACCUGGACGUGGACAUGGUCGUAGACGUGGACGUGGACGUGGACGUGGACGUGGACAUGGACGUGGACGUGAACAAGACGUGGACACGUGGACGUGAACGUGGACGUGAACAAGACGUGGACGUGGACAUGGACGUGGACGAGGACAUGGACGUGGACGUGGACGUGGAGAACUUGGACGUGGACGUGGACGUGAACGUGGACGUGGACGUGGACAUGGACGUGGACGUGGACGUGGACGUGGACGUGGACGUGGACGUGGACGUGGAGGUGGACGUGGCGUGGACGUGGACGUGGAGGUGGACGUGGAGUGGACGUGGACGUGGACGUGGACGUGGACGUGGACGUGGACGUGGACGUGGACAUGGACGUAGACGUGGACGCGGACGUGGACGUGGACGUGGACGUAGACGUAGACGUGGACGUGGACGUGGACAUGGACGUGGACGUGGACGUGGACGUGGAGGACGUGGACGUGGACGUGGACGUAGACGUGGACGUGGAGAACUUGGACGUGGACAUGGACGUGAACGUGGACGUGGACGUGGACGUGGAGGACUUGGACGUGGACAUGGACGUGGACGUGGAGUGGACGUGGACGUGGACGUGGACGUUGACGUGGACGUGGACGUGGACAUGGACGUGGACGUUGACGUGACGUGGACGUGGACGUGGACGUGGACAUGGACAUGGACGUGGACGUGGACGUGGACGUGGACAUGGAGGUGGACGUGGACGUGGACGUGGACAUGGACGUGGACAUGGACGUGGACGUGGACGUGGACAUGGACGUGGAUAUGGACGUGGACGUGGACGUGGAGUGGACGUGGAGUGAACGUGGACGUGGACAUGGACGUGGACGUGGACGUGGACGUGGACGUGGACGUGGAGGACGUGGACGUGGACGUGGACGUGGACGUGGAGAACUUGGACGUAGACUUGGACGUGAACGUGGACGUGGACGUGGACGUGGAGGACUUGGACGUGGACAUGGACGUGGACGUGGACGUGGACAUGGACGUGGACGUGGACGUGGACGUGGACGUGGACGUGGACGUGGACGUGGACGUGGACAUGGACGUGGACGUGGACAUGGACGUGGACGUGGACGUGGACGUGGACGUGGACGUGGACGUGGACAUGGGCGUGGACAUGGACGUGGACGUGGACGUGGACGUGGACGACGUGGACGUGGACGUGGACGUGGACGUGGAGAACUUGGACGUGGACAAGGACGUGAACGUGGACGUGGACGUGAACGUGGAGGACUUGGACGUGGACAUGGACGUGGACGUGGACGUGGACAUGGACGUGGACGUGGACGUGGACGUGGACGUGGACGUGGACAUGGACGUGGACAUGGACGUGGACGUGGACAUGGACGUGGACGCGGACAUGGUCGUGGACGUGGACGUGGACGUGGACGUGGACAUGGACGUGGACGUGGACAAGACGUGGACGUGA
This is a messenger RNA of Closterium sp. NIES-65, 2367 nucleotides long. The record is from the annotation of a GenBank genome assembly. Lineage: Eukaryota; Viridiplantae; Streptophyta; Zygnematophyceae; Desmidiales; Closteriaceae.